AUGAGGCGCCGCUUUUGUGUAUGUGUGUGCUCCUUCCAUCCAGGGCAGAUAGGCGACGGUGGUGGUUGCACACGGCGUCUCUUUGGCGGUUUGGCUCUCCAAGUUGUGGAACCGGUGGCCCUUUUAGGGGUCGAAGGGCAAGUGGAUGAAAGCAACGCCGAGGGACUGUGCAGGACAAUGGACUGCUCCAAGUCUUUGGUAGAUAGAUACCCCAUCACCGGCAUGGGGGAUACUGGGCAUAUCUUGAUUGGCUUCCAAACUCAGUUCAGUGCUCAUGUCCAAUUUCACAAGACGGGACAUGCCGAUAAUCCUCCCACAAGAGCGUUGGUGGUGUCCAUUUCCGACUUCUCCGCCGCUAACAUCUGUAGCAACCUGUUGUGGUCCUAG
Pyricularia oryzae 70-15 is the source of this 387-nucleotide messenger RNA. RefSeq lists its product as uncharacterized. The record is from RefSeq and is a predicted model, not a curated record. The coding region runs from base 1 to 387 and encodes 128 amino acids. The transcript is spliced from 4 exons. Lineage: Eukaryota; Fungi; Ascomycota; Sordariomycetes; Magnaporthales; Pyriculariaceae.